AUGUCCUCGUCGCCAGUUUCAAACCCUGAACUCCCUUAUGUGGGAGAAGUGGAAGGUGGCCUUGUACCUGGAAAAAUGGUAAAAGUCCAAGGAAAAGUCCCUCCAUCGGCGGUUCGCUUUGCGAUUAAUUUCCAACUGGGACCAAACAUAAAUCCCCGGGACGACAUCGCAAUCCAUGUAUCGCCACGUUUUCCGGAGGGUUUUGUUACCCGAAAUCAUAUAGAAUCCAUGAGUUGGGGUAGAGAAGAAAACGAAGGCCCACUUUGGCUCACACCUGGCCAGGGAUUCGAGAUAAUAAUUUUGUGCGAUCAACCCUGUUACAAAAUUGCCAUUAACGGCAGACACUUUACCGAAUUUGCACAUCGUUUACCUUACAGUAAAGUUACGCACUUGGUUAUUGAUGGUGAUGUUGAAGUUGAAUCCAUUCGAUAUGAAGGCGGAUCCGAUGGUAUACCAUCGUCUCCUAGAGCACCCAUUAUCCCUGACGUUCCACCAGCUAAUUUUGGACCUCCAGGCCCAGGGGGUUUGUACCCAACAUUGGAGCCUGUAGGGCCUCAAGGAGGUGGUUACAACCAUCCUGGACAUUACGGCCCACCUACAGAUGCUUACGGUAGAUCUGGUGGUUACAAUCCACCAAGAGCUUACGGAUAUCAGCCAGGUUACGAAAAACCCGAAGAAGAAGAAGCGUUUGGUGGUUGUUUGGAUAAAGUUGGUCUUGCGCUUGGUGGACUAGUUGCGGUGGGAGGCGUUGCGGCAGCUAUGCAUGCUAUUAAUAAAAAGAAAGAACAUGAACAGGACCAUGAGAAAUCUGAUGCUACCAAGACGGAAUCAGAAAAAGAAGGAGGAGGCUUUGCAGGUCUAGAUAUGGCUUCACUCGGUACUGCCUUGGCGAGCAGCUUAGCUAGUAGUGCUCUGCAAGGGGACAAUAGAUCCUAUUCACAGGGCGGUGGAUAUCCUUCUCAUGAUUCCAGCGGUGGUGGUGGUGUUCUUGGAUCCAUCCUAGGUGCCCUUGGUACGUUAGCAAUUGCUAUGGACAUAAUUCAUUUACAGUUUAUGUCAACCAUUCCAUAUCUCUAA
Molecule: messenger RNA, 1077 nt
Organism: Athalia rosae (coleseed sawfly)
Lineage: Eukaryota; Metazoa; Arthropoda; Insecta; Hymenoptera; Athaliidae
Product: galectin-4-like
Exons: 4
Coding region: 1-1077 (358 amino acids)
Molecular function (GO): carbohydrate binding
Source: RefSeq, a predicted model, not a curated record